This is a messenger RNA of Melozone crissalis (California towhee), 1820 nucleotides long. It is a transcript of the gene SENP8, whose product is annotated as SUMO peptidase family member, NEDD8 specific. NCBI's taxonomy places the organism in Eukaryota, Metazoa, Chordata, Aves, Passeriformes, Passerellidae. Gene Ontology annotation, biological process: proteolysis. The coding region runs from base 281 to 919 and encodes 212 amino acids. The record is from RefSeq and is a predicted model, not a curated record. The transcript is spliced from 3 exons. Gene Ontology annotation, molecular function: deNEDDylase activity; cysteine-type peptidase activity.
CUCCCCGCUGCCGCUUACCUGGGUGUCGGGGCGCGGCGCAUCCCUCGCCCGCAGCCGCAGCCUCCGCCGCCGUUGAGGUGGGUCCCGAGGGUCGUUGGCUGAAGGAGGUCGGUUCCGAACAGAUGUCCCGGGGGUCUGCGCUGAGGACGGUUGGUGCUGAGGAGCGUCCCAAGGGUCUUCCAGGCGAGUUCCAUUCCCUGCCCGUGCUUCCCGCUGCUCCCUGGAUCAGCCCCUGUCUGCGGGAGGUGAGAGCUGUGGCGGAGCCCUCUGGCAGCCCAGGAUGGAUCCCGUGGUUCUCAGCUAUGUGGACAGCCUGCUGAGGCAGUCGGACGUGGCGCUGCUGGAGCCCCCGAACUGGCUCAACGACCGCAUCAUCGGCUUCGCCUUCGAGUACUUCAGCACCCAGCAGUUCCAGGAGUUCGGCCAGCGCGUGUGCUUCAUCAGCCCCGAGGUGGCCCAGUUCAUCAAGUGUGCCCUUAGUCAGGAAGAAAUAGCCAUAUUCCUCCAGCCCCUGGACCUCCUCUGCAAGGAGCUGCUGUUCCUGCCCAUCAAUGACAACUCCAGCCAGGCCGCUGGGGGCACCCACUGGAGCUUGCUGGUUUAUUUCAGGGACAAGAAGUGCUUUGCCCAUUACGAUUCCCACAGUAAAUGCAACUCUGCCCAUGCCAAGCAGGUGGCAGGGAAACUGGAGGCCUUUCUGGGAAAAAGAGGGGGCAAAUGCACCUUUGUGGAGGAGAAGGCGCCGGCACAGCAGAACAGCUACGACUGUGGGAUGUACGUGAUCUGCAACGCCGAGGCUCUGUGCCAAGGCUACUUCCAGGGCAGGAUGGAGCCUCUGCUGCAGCUCCUCACCCCCUCCUACAUCACGCAGAAAAGGUCAGAGUGGAAAGCUCUCAUCACAAAACUGGCACAGAAGUGAUGGGGAUGCACCUCCAGCCCCCCAAAAACUGCCUUCCCAGUCCAAGAGGCAGCACCCCCAGUGCCUGAGGGAGAUGCCCAUGCACAGGAUUGUCCCAAAGAAAAAGAAUGUAACCCCUCUAGCAUGGCUACACCCCCCAAACACCCCGUUCCCUCCAGGAAAAGCCUUAUUCUCCUCUUGAAAUCACCGGCCUUUCAGCUUCUAAUGACAAGAGUCACUUUGCUUUCAAAGAAACCCUCUCCAUGGUAAAUUUUUACAGUAAUUGCUGUGGCAAAACAGGUUGCUAAAGAGACUUCUCCACCUGUGCCCAGCAGGCAGCACACCCUCAUUAGGUGGCUUUAGUUGGCUCCAGGCAUUGUCCUUCCAAGCCAGGUUAAGCAAAUGCUCUUUAAACCCAAGCCCCCGAGUGCUUUAUCGUGGACAGUUCUAAUUUGUGCCUCCUGCUAGUGGUAUUGGAGAAAUGUAGGAUUCAGAAGCCAGGAUUUUGUACCCCUGAAAAUGUGACAUUGAGAUGUCACUGCAAAAAGAUGAGACUGCAAAGGAAAUGCUACAAUUAACUUAAGAACAGGGCAAAAUCAAAGUCAUUUUUCAUCAGCCAGGUGCUCCUCAGCCACACAGCCAUGGCUUUUUUUGGUCCCCCGCCCCUGCUUGUUCUUAUUGCAAAUUAAAACCUGACUCUGAACUGCUGCAAGAUUAAUAAGAAGCUGAGAAAACCAAUCCUAGGAAAAGAAACUUAAUUGAGAUGAAAAGCAACACUCACUCUUUGAAGUUUGGUGUUUUUCAUUAGGAUUUUAGGUCGUCUCUGUGCGGGGAGGGUUUGUCAGUGCUCCCCAACCCUUGUUAGCGGUCGCUGCUCAUAACACAAAACCAGUUCUGUUACUUGAGAGGAAAAAAAAAACAA